GAUAGACCCGACGCGUUGGCGCUGAAAGUGCAGUCGUUAGUUGAUGCUAAACAAUACAAGUUUAAAGAGCGAGCGAAUUUAUAUAUGAUUUCAAUUUUCAAUCGGCCGAACUGGCCUGGUCUUUUCAUAUUUGGUUACUUGCUCCAUGGUUCCAGUUCUUAAAUUCUCAUAAUAUAUAAUUGCUUGUUAAGUACACCAGUCACAAUAUCAGUUAGCUUAGCAUUAAUUAGGCGACAUGAAUUCUUUACUUCAUUCAAUAAUCCAUAUCCAUAGACGAUUCUAUUUAUAUAUAGGACCCAAAAUUAAAGGUUGCCACAUUCAUAUCGAUCACAGUCUUGCAGUCUAACUUGCGAAGGCCAUGGCCGAGGAACUCAUAGCUAGCAGCGGCGUGGGUAUCUGGUGGUCCAACUGCAGUGUCGAUGGCUUCAUGAUCUCCGCGCCGGUUUCGUGCUCGGCGCAGCACACCAGCUCUAACAAUGCUAAUGGAGGCUUCUGGAACUCAGCUGCCCUUGACACUUCCGACGAAGCCCCUCUCUCCGACUCCAUGCUCGCUGCGUUCGACUUCUCCAUACCUGAACUAUAUGGCUGUAGUGAGACUUCACUCCACUCGGAGCAGGGGGAUUCUAGUCGCAGUUUUCAAACUCAGCAAGUUUCACAAUUCCAAACUGAUCAAAACACUUUGAAAUGGGAUGGUUCUCAUCAAAUUUUAUUCCCAGAAGGCUUCGCUUUGCCAGAGGUCGACGGGGAACUGCAGCAGCAGCUGCAGCCAGUUGACACCAGCAGGUGCAUGGCUUCAGUGGCAAAGGUUAGUAGUGAGACUGAACCAGCGUUAAAGAAGCAUAGAAUUGAGACACCAUCAUCAAUGCCUACAUUCAAGGUUAGGAAAGAGAAGCUGGGUGACAGAAUCACGGCGCUUCAGCAAUUGGUCUCACCUUUCGGAAAGACAGAUACCGCAUCAGUGCUUCAUGAGGCAAUCGAUUACAUAAAGUUCCUUCACGAUCAAGUCCGGGUUUUGAGUGCUCCAGACUCAAGGAAUUGCAGUCACAUCCAAAAAACUAAUGAAGACCUUACUAACCGAGGGCUAUGCCUUGUUCCAGUUUCAACUACAUUUGCUCUUGUUAGAGCCACCGAAAGCGAUUUAUGGAAUUCAUUUCAAGGAGGAAUGAGGUCUACUGGUGAUGAAUGAAAAUGAUCCUCUGCAGUAAGUGUUAAUUCUGUUCGCAGCAUACAAAGAAGUGGUUGAGGAAUGAUGACGGUGCAUGAUAACUAGAUAAUUCUAGGAAUGACUUUUGAAAUAGCAGUACAAGUGUCCUUUAGUAUUUCGGUUAGUAUAAAUAAACAAUUGUAUGGUGAGGCUAAACUAUUAACAACCAGCUGUUGCCCCAAAUAGGUCAGCUUUGCUGAGUUAACUAACAGAAAAGGAUCCAUCUCCAGCAAGAUUUAUCCUUUUCCCUCAGUAUCAAGUUGUAAGUCAGCUAUCAUUGAUUAAAGCAAGAGUCUUUGUAAUUGAUUA
This is a messenger RNA of Zingiber officinale, 1513 nucleotides long. RefSeq names its product transcription factor bHLH103-like. Gene Ontology annotation, molecular function: protein dimerization activity; DNA-binding transcription factor activity, RNA polymerase II-specific; RNA polymerase II cis-regulatory region sequence-specific DNA binding. Gene Ontology annotation, cellular component: nucleus. The record is from RefSeq and is a predicted model, not a curated record. The transcript is spliced from 6 exons. NCBI's taxonomy places the organism in Eukaryota, Viridiplantae, Streptophyta, Magnoliopsida, Zingiberales, Zingiberaceae. The coding region runs from base 359 to 1186 and encodes 275 amino acids. Gene Ontology annotation, biological process: regulation of transcription by RNA polymerase II.